UCCUAAAGGAAGCGGCGCAUCGCCUCGCACUCAUUAAAGCUGUGGAGGAGCAGAGAGAGGGGGCACGUUUGUGACGCGACGGUGCCACAGUAACAUUUUCUCAACAUUUAUGCUUGUUUAGAAGUUGAUUUAAUUCACUUAUCCACCCCCUCGCGACUAGAACCUUUGCACGAAACGUGACGCGUUCGCAGGCUGCUCUCAGUUUGGUUCAGAUCCAACCAGCGGCAGGUAGAAUCUCUCCAUCCCAGCGUGCUUCUGGACAUAUCGUGGACGGCGUGCGCUGUUUGGGAUUGGCACACGUUGGAGAGCACCGAGAGGAGUUUGCAGGACUCGCCAAUGAAAACAAUACUUCAGAACCAAGGACAGAUCCAAACAGCUGCACGGCAAACAUGCCCAAAGUGAGCAACAUCUGGACUCCACUGGUCUCAUGAAGCUCUGUCUGUGAGUAGUCUGACGCGCGGCUUCUGCUGAGAGGACCUGCAGAUCCAUCUAGGAAGAGAAAAUCAGACAUGCUGCACUCCCUGACAGAAGACGUUAAAGGAAACUGUCUGCAGACUCUGUGAACAUCCAGCCAACUCCACUUCAGCUAACUAAAUCCUGCCACCUGAUCCCACCAUGCUGCAUGCCAUGCUCUGCCCCAAGUGGUGGGCAAGCCCUGUCCGUUACUGGCCUCUCCACAUGGUCUUGCUGGAGCUGCUGAUACCAGGAGCCCUGCCAAGCACCUCCAGACUACCCCCUCCAGCUAAACGCGAGAUCAUCCUUGAUGGGGACCUGGUCAUCGGAGGCCUUUUCCCUGUGCAUCAGAAGGGUGAAGGGAUGGAAGACUGUGGAAAGAUCAACGUUGAAAGAGGGAUCCAGAGACUGGAGGCCAUGCUGCUGGCACUUGAUGAGAUUAACUCCAGCGAUCGCAUCCUUCCUGGAGUCCAGCUGGGUGCCCACAUCCUUGAUACUUGCUCCAAGGACACCUAUGCUCUGGAGCAGUCCCUUGACUUUGUCAGGGCCUCCCUCACCAAGGUGCAGGAUCCAGGCUUCAUCUGUCCAGACGGCUCCAGGCCCAUCCAAAAUGAGGUUCCGCUGGCCAUUUCUGGGGUCAUUGGAGGAUCAUAUAGUGAUGUUUCAAUUCAGGUGGCCAACCUCCUUCGUUUGUUCCAAAUACCUCAGAUCAGCUACGCUUCUACAAGUGCAAAGCUCAGUGAUAAGACCCGCUAUGACUACUUUGCCCGCACAGUUCCCCCUGACUUCUACCAGGCCAAAGCCAUGGCUGAGAUCCUGCGCUACUUCAACUGGACCUACGUGUCAACAGUAGCUUCAGAGGGUGACUAUGGCGAGACGGGCAUCGAUGCCUUCCAGCAGGAGGCUCGCACUCGUCAAAUUUGCAUCGCCACCUCAGCUAAAGUGAGCCGCUCCAUGAACCGCCAGGGUUAUGACAAUGUGAUCCGCUCCCUGCAGCAGAAGUCAAACGCCAAAGUGGUCAUCCUGUUCACCCGCAGCGAGGAUGCCCGGGAGCUGUUGGUGGCUGCCGCCCGAAUGAACGUCAGCUUAAUCUGGGUGGCCAGUGAUGGAUGGGGGGCUCAGGAGAGUGUAGUCAGGGGCAGUGAGACCGCAGCAGAAGGAGCAUUUACCAUCGAACUGGCAUCCUACCCAAUCAGGGAGUUUGAAGACUACUUCACCAAACUGAACCCAUACACCAACACGAGGAACCCAUGGUUCAAGGAGUUCUGGGAGCACCGGUUUGGCUGUAGCGUGCAGGAGCCCAGCUGCAGUGAGCACAGCUUACGAAAUGGAACGUUCGAACAGGAGUCCAAAAUUAUGUUUGUGGUGAAUGCUGUCUACGCCAUGGCCUACGCUCUGCACAACAUGAGGCAAGCAGUAUGCACCAAUACAUCCAAGGUCUGCGAUGCCAUGAAGCCAGGUAACGGCAAAAGAUUCUACAAGGAGUUUAUCCUGAAGACCAAGUUUGAAGCUCCUUUCAGGCCUGCUGACACAGAGAGCAUGGUGCGCUUUGACUCCUUUGGUGACAGCAUCAGCCGAUACAAUAUUUUUCAUUACCACAAAGAGGAGGGGAGGUUCAUUUAUAGGAAAGUUGGCUAUUGGGAUCACAUACUGACCCUGAACAACUCAAUGGUGGCCUGGCGCAACCUCAGUCCCCCCACUUCCCAGUGCAGCGACCCAUGCAGGAAGAACGAGGUGAAAAGCAUGCAGCCUGGGGACGUUUGCUGCUGGAUCUGUAUUCCCUGUCAGCCAUACCAGUACCUACAAGAUGAGUUCACCUGUGCUGACUGCAACGUUGGACAGUGGCCGCUUGCUAACUUAACGGGUUGCUAUGAUUUGCCUGAAGAGUACAUUCGCUGGGAGGAUGCCUGGGCUAUCGGACCUGUCACCAUCUCCUGUCUUGGCAUACUUUGCACCCUUUCUGUAGUGGGCCUUUUUUUCAAGCACAAUGACACACCUGUGGUUAAAGCAAGUGGGCGCGAGCUCUCUUACAUCCUCUUGCUGGGAGUGUUGAUGUGCUACAGCAUAACCUUCGUCUACAUCGCUAAACCGUCCACUGUCGUUUGCACACUACGCCGACUGGGCCUGGGCACCUCAUUCGCUGUGUGCUACUCGGCCCUGCUGACCAAGACCAACCGUAUCGCUCGGAUCUUCAGCGGGGUGAAGGACGGAGCCACGCGACCACGUUUCAUCAGUCCAGCCUCUCAAGUCGCAAUAUGCGGCGCUCUGAUCUCCUGCCAGCUGCUGGUGGCCGUUAUCUGGCUGUUGGUGGAGGUGCCGGGGGUUCGAAAAGAAGUGGGCCCAGAAAGGAGAAACGUGGUGACCCUCAAGUGCAACAGCAGGGACACAAGCAUGCUUAUGUCCCUAACCUACAACUGCAUCCUAAUCAUCCUCUGCACUGUCUACGCUUUCAAGACAAGAAAGUGCCCUGAGAACUUCAAUGAAGCCAAGUUCAUCGGCUUUACGAUGUACACCACCUGCAUCAUCUGGCUCGCCUUCCAGCCCAUCUUUUAUGUCACUGCCAGUGACUACAGGGUGCAGACCACCACCAUGUGUAUCUCCGUAAGUCUGAGUGGGUCAGUGGUUCUCGGCUGCCUCUUUGCUCCCAAAAUCCAUAUCAUCCUGUUCCAGCCCCAGAAAAAUGUGACCACACUGAGAGUCACAGCCAACCGUUUCAGUGCCACAGUAUCUACUUCUGCCUCAGCUCCUGGAUCCAGCUUCUCCAAAGGAUCAGCCUCCAACUACGUGCCAGCAGUCUGCAACGGCCGCGAGGUGGUGGACUCUACAACAUCCUCAUUGUGAAAUAAAGUUCCUCUCCAAGCACAAGAGACCGACCCCGCCAUCGUUCCCCCUUCCAUUAAAGCGGGCUGUGUGUUGCAUAUCGCCCAUGCCACCUCACAUGUUGCAAAGAGAUAAGUGUCCGACUGACUGCCAACAGAAAGAGUCCAACUGUGAAAGCUAAAGCACGUUCCUGCAUAAGGCAGCAUGUAUCAACUGUAAAGCCGUUUUGUAUAGGUUAAAAAAUGCUGUGAUCUCCUAGGUUUACAGGUAGAUGUAGGUAAAUGCACUGUGCCUUGUCCUCAAGAGUCUUGUCAAAUGGGUGGUUGUGCAGCAAUAGUGUAUUACAAAAGGCUGUUCUUCUCUUGUCUUAACAGUGCUGUGAACAUAUUGAGAUGUUUUAGAUUUUCACAAAAAUAUGCUUUGAAACUAAUUCAGUGCUCCUUCUAAACAAACGUGUAAGUCAACAUAGUGAAUGAUGAAAACUAGGCAUCUAGACCAUAUACCUGACGUGUGUUAACGUAGACUGGUAUAAAAGUGUUUUCUUGUAAUUUAUGUAAA
Molecule: messenger RNA, 3831 nt
Organism: Menidia menidia (Atlantic silverside)
Lineage: Eukaryota; Metazoa; Chordata; Actinopteri; Atheriniformes; Atherinopsidae
Source: the annotation of a GenBank genome assembly